AUGGUUUGGCAGGUGCAGAUGUUUGUCCAGAAUAGUUUGGCCAAUGGUAGAAUGAAGCCAAAACACCGGAAGGGAGUACAGAUGCGUAUCGCUUUCCCGAGCCAUGCGGGUAUCAGGAGGUCUCGGCCACUCGUGAUGCCGAUUAAGUGGAUUCCCCCGGAUGAGCCUUGGGUCAAACUCAACACGAAUGGGGCUUUCUUUGAAGAGACAAGUAAAGCGGGUGGAGGGAGGAUUGUCCAAGACCAUGCGGGUAAGGUACUUGCAGCCUUCGCCACCCCACUCGAAGCUCACUCGGCCUUUGAAGCGGAGCACUUGGUUAUCCACCAUGGCCUAGUUAUUGCCUCGGAAUUUAGACUCACAAUUUGGGUUGAAUCGGAUGCAGCUCAAACCGUCAGGCUACUCAAUGGGCCAGACUGGGGUCCGGCCCAUCUUUGUCGGAUUAUGGCACUUCUGGCCAAUCAUAAGUGUAAUUUCACCAUCCGUGCCUCGUUCAUCCACCGGGAGGGGAACAAACCAACGUACCUCGCAAAAAUGGGCCUAAAUGGAGUUGACUUCCAACGCAUGAAUGGCUGCUCUCUACCGAGACAUCUUAAAGCCAUGGCCCGGCUGGAUGAGAUGGGAGUUCCCAACCUCCGCAUUCAAGAAGAAGACUAG
Salvia splendens (bonfire salvia) is the source of this 654-nucleotide messenger RNA. RefSeq lists its product as uncharacterized. Gene Ontology annotation, molecular function: RNA-DNA hybrid ribonuclease activity; nucleic acid binding. Lineage: Eukaryota; Viridiplantae; Streptophyta; Magnoliopsida; Lamiales; Lamiaceae. The record is from RefSeq and is a predicted model, not a curated record. The transcript has a single exon. Bases 1 to 654 code for a protein of 217 amino acids.